This is a messenger RNA of Colletotrichum karsti, 522 nucleotides long. RefSeq lists its product as uncharacterized. The transcript has a single exon. NCBI's taxonomy places the organism in Eukaryota, Fungi, Ascomycota, Sordariomycetes, Glomerellales, Glomerellaceae. Bases 1 to 522 code for a protein of 173 amino acids. The record is from RefSeq and is a predicted model, not a curated record.
AUGCCUUCUCCGGGCCCCUCGCAAGCUGCCCAGCCAGCGAGCCAAAAUGCACGCAAGACCGUCGAUCUGGCCCCAGAGCAUCAGGCCAUAAUGCUCCGGUACGCCCUCUCGCCUCCCACCAUCCGCGCCCUCGUCUGCCUUCCCCGCGGUGCCGAACCCAACGAGAUCCUCCGCUGUGCCUCCUCGGCAACUGAGCUUCGCUCCUUCAACUUACACGCCCACGAGAGAGGCGCCUUCUCCGGCAUCAACAGCCACCCUACCACACGCUGGCCCAUCAAGGAGAACCUCAGCCAGCCGUGGCACAAGGCCUUCCUGAUCGCCCAGUGUGAGGCCGCCGGUGCCGACUAUGGCGAGAGACUCAGCCUCAUGGCCCGUCAGGAUCUCAUGGCCACCAAGCCGAAGAUCAUCAGAAUCCUAGGCCAGGUUCUCCGCGCCUGUGCCGACAUUAUGGGCACGAGAAAGGACGCCGCUGGCCUCCGACGGACCCUCGAGACCUGGCGCGCCGUCGCUUCCAAGAGCUAG